Molecule: messenger RNA, 627 nt
Organism: Quercus robur (English oak)
Lineage: Eukaryota; Viridiplantae; Streptophyta; Magnoliopsida; Fagales; Fagaceae
Exons: 1
Coding region: 1-627 (208 amino acids)
Molecular function (GO): catalytic activity
Source: RefSeq, a predicted model, not a curated record
AUGGAGACCAAGGUUGGUGGUGACAAAGCUAAAGAAAUUAUAGGGAGGCUCCCUUUUGAUGAAGCCAUUUGCACAGAGACCAGAGGCCUUUUUGGAGGAUUGUGGUUAUUGUGGAAUUUGGAUAUUGUGGAGGUGUCCCUGCUUGCAAAGACAGAGAAGGAAAUUCAUGUGCUGGUUAAGGUUAGACCUUUUGAUCUGAAUUGGCUUUUUUCUACUGUGUAUGCUAGUCUUAGAUUUGAGGAAAUGUGCAUUUUGUGGAAGAACCUUGCUACAGUUUCUGAGCUUAAUAAUUUGCCUUGGGUGUUGGCUGGAGGUUUUAAUGAACCUCUUAUUAAUGAGAAUAAGUUUGGAGGGAGGGCUAUAAGUAUUAAUAAAUCCUUGUUGUUCAAGGAGUUCCUAGACAAAUGCAACAUGGUUGAUCUGGCGUUUUCAGGACCAAGGUUUACUUGGACGAACAAAAGAGGCAUCAGUGAUCUCACUCAAGAGCGCAUAGAUAGGGUCUUCGUUAAUUCGGAGUGGUGGAAUCUGUUUCUGGAAGCUAGAGUCACACAUCUCACUCGGUGCCAUUCAGAUCAUUGCCCAGUACUUCUUGAAUCUAGUGCCAAAGACUCACUCUAUUUAGAGUGA